AUGGAGCAGAGUGUGCAGCAGCAAGGGCCAACACUCUCAGGCGAGGGUACCUACUCAUCCCGAGGGAGGACAUUGCUUGGCACUGCGGUCAGGGUGGAUGCCAAGUCCUGGAGGCCUUCCCGGAGCAGAUGGACUGACCCUGACAUCAGGAUCUUCCUGCAGGAGUGGGAAGUGGUAGAAGCGGAAAUAGGCCACCCAGGCAGAAAAAUUCACAAGAAGACCAGGGCUCUUUGCCAGCGACUCUUUCACAGGGGCCUGAAGAAGUCAUGGCAAAGCUGUUUCGACCUGCUGGUCAGUCUGCAGUAUCUGCACAGGAAACUAUGUAGCGAGAGACCCAGGACAGAACCCUUGUUUUCUCCGUAUGCCGAGGCCCUGUAUAGGAUCCUGGGCCAUAGACCCCAGGGAAGCUAUUUCCCAGGCGAGGGUACCUACUCAUCCCGAGGGAGGACAUUGCUUGGCACUGCGGUCAGGGUGGAUGCCAAGUCCUGGAGGCCUUCCCGGAGCAGAUGGACUGACCCUGACAUCAGGAUCUUCCUGCAGGAGUGGGAAGUGGUAGAAGCGGAAAUAGGCCACCCAGGCAGAAAAAUUCACAAGAAGACCAGGGCUCUUUGCCAGCGACUCUUUCACAGGGGCCUGAAGAAGUCAUGGCAAAGCUGUUUCGACCUGCUGGUCAGUCUGCAGUAUCUGCACAGGAAACUAUGUAGCGAGAGACCCAGGACAGAACCCUUGUUUUCUCCGUAUGCCGAGGCCCUGUAUAGGAUCCUGGGCCAUAGACCCCAGGGAAGCUAUUUCCCAGGGCCUCCCAAAUAUGGAGCUGGUUACCCCCUGUAUCCGAUGGACCCUCAACUUCCAAUGGUGAUACCAUCUGCCCCCCACUGCUCGGCUCAGGCACUCCAGCUGCUCAAGGUGACUGCUCCAAAGUUUCUCUCUUUUGCCUACGAGGUCCUUGCAGGGCCUUCUCGGAGCAGAUGGACUGACCCUGACAUCAGGAUCUUCCUGCAGGAGUGGGAAGUAGUAGAAGUGGAAAUAGGCCACCCAGGCAGAAAAAUUCACAAGAAGACCAGGGCUCUUUGCCAGCGACUCUUUCACAGGGGCCUGAAGAAGUCAUGGCAAAGCUGUUUCGACCUGCUGUGUUAG
Molecule: messenger RNA, 1137 nt
Organism: Phodopus roborovskii (desert hamster)
Lineage: Eukaryota; Metazoa; Chordata; Mammalia; Rodentia; Cricetidae
Exons: 9
Coding region: 1-1137 (378 amino acids)
Source: RefSeq, a predicted model, not a curated record